This is a messenger RNA of Lasiodiplodia theobromae, 1524 nucleotides long. RefSeq lists its product as uncharacterized. Gene Ontology annotation, biological process: transmembrane transport. Gene Ontology annotation, cellular component: membrane. The coding region runs from base 1 to 1524 and encodes 507 amino acids. The transcript is spliced from 8 exons. NCBI's taxonomy places the organism in Eukaryota, Fungi, Ascomycota, Dothideomycetes, Botryosphaeriales, Botryosphaeriaceae. The record is from RefSeq and is a predicted model, not a curated record. Gene Ontology annotation, molecular function: transmembrane transporter activity.
AUGUCGACUACGAAGAACCAGAGUUCAGGAUGGUUGAGUGCGCUCGCCAAGCCUUUCGCGGAUCCUGGGCGUCGAUUGCUGCUCAAGAUAGACGUAUGUCUGCUGGCAUGGGCAUUCGUCGCAGGAUUGACCAAGGAUAUGGACCAAUCAGCGACGACCCAGGCUUACGUCUCCGGAAUGAAGGAGGCUCUCAGCCUGAAUGGUAAUGAGCUUGUUGAGUUCACUACAUACUUCUCUAUUGGCUAUGCUCUCGGCAUCGUGCCUGCCCAAGUCAUACAGACAAUGUGGCGGCCCUCCAUCUUCCUGCCUGUCUGCGAGAUAAUCUGGGGAGCUCUCACCUUGGUGACUUACAGGUCAAAAAACGCGCAAACAGUUUACGCCAUUCGAUUCUUCCUUGGUAUAUUUGAGUCGACAUCAUGGCCUGGUCUCGUCGCUCUGAUUUUCAACUGGUAUACGCCAAAAGAGCUUGCGACUCGUCUCGCCAUUUUUGGCGUCAGCGGCGUGGUUGGCAACAUGUUCCUCGGUAUCCUUCAAGCAGCCUUGUACAAGAAUCUGAAUGGCGUCAAUGGGCUUGAGGGAUGGCAGUGGCUCUUUAUUGUGUCAGGCUGCAUCACCAUGUUCUGGGGUUUCCUUGGUCUCUUCACCAUACCAGAUUCCCCCGCCAUUACCCGCGCCCUGUGGCUUACGCCCGAGGAACGCGAGCUCUCCCGGGCGCGCAUGGCUGAUCACGGCACGGAGACGGCCAAGAUGAUCAAUCGUAAAACGCUGGCAAUCAAGCUUCGCAAGAUGGUCACCAAUCCCGUCUGCUGGAUUUUCAUCCUUGCAUAUCUCCCCUACGCGUGGAGUCAGCGCGCAAACUCAUACUUCCUCCUUUACCUCAAGGGCCUAACACACGCCGACGGCACGCCGCUCUUCAGCACUUACAAAGUCAAUCUCAUCCCACUCGGUGGCUACGGGCUUUCCGUCGUCAGCUCAAUCGGACUCAACGCCAUCAGCGACUGGAAAGGCUGGCGCUGGCAAGUCUCUAUCUUCGCCGUCGCCAUCCAAACCCUCUCCUGCGCCAUCCUCUCCGCCUGGCCCGCCUCGACGCCGACGAUCCUGACCUUCUACUUCCUGACCUUCACGACGGCCGCCUGGGGCUACUCGCUGGUGGCCUGGCUGGCCGAGAUCCUGCGCCGCGAGCCCGAGGCCCGCAGCGUCGCCGUCGGCGUCGCCGUCACCCUCGUCUACGUCGGCCACGCCACCAUCCCGCUGCGCGCCUGGCGCACGAGCGACAGCCCCCGCUACCCGCUCGGCUUCCCGCUCGCCACUGCUUUCGCUGUCGUCAGCGGUUUGCUUAUUCUUGUGCUGAGGUGGCAUGUUGGGAGGAAUGCGAGCUUGGUUGAAGAGGAGGGCUUCGAGGGGGGGAGUAGUAGUGAGAGAGAUGAGGAGGAUGGGGUUGGUGCGGGGAAGAAGGGCGAGGAGGGUGUCGUGGUGGAGGUUGCGGUGGAGGAGGGGACCGAGGCGAGGAAGGCAGGGCACUAA